GCGGUUUUGUUGCGUGGAGGCUCAUUGCAAGCGUGAUAGGCAUCUCGCCAUUAGCUAGCUUGUUUUUGCUCGCCGUGCAAAGCCUGCAUCAGCACCGCAGCAAUCCUGCAGCGCCAGAUCCCAGUAGCGGCAUCCUCGCCCACCAGGCCGACGAGCAGCCAGUGCCGCAGUCGAUCAUGGCCGACGAGCAACAAAAGGCGAAAGCAAGAGCCGCGCGCUUCGCCAACGACGCCAAGAAACCGCCCCCGCCACCGCCGAAGAAGACCUUCGCCCACCCGGGAGGCAAAAUGACGACGAACAAAGACGAGGCGCUGCGCAAGUACUUAGAAAGGAAAGGUAAUUCGUUAAACGCCGCCCAGCAGCAAGCCCUGGAAGAUCUCCAAAAGAAGGGCCUCGCGCCGCCCACACCACCUAAAGAAGAUCGCACGGACAAGUUAUUUGUCGGCAAUUUGCCGUACAAGCUCGACGAUCAAAAGUUAGGCGCGUUGUUCGCGUCGCGCUAUCACGUCAUCGGCUCAAAAAUCGUGUUAGAUCGCCAGACGAAUCGAGGACGGGGCUUCGGCUUCGUGACGUUCGGAAGUUCCGAGGACGCGAAGGCCGCGCACGACGCGUUCCAGGGCGUGAAGGUGGAGGGGCGGCUGCUGACGGUCAAGUACGCGACGCAGCGGGGGCAAUCAAAGGCGAAGCCGGUGUUGCGGAAGGACGGCUGGGGCUCGUGGGCGACGCCGUCAAAUGCCGCGGCGCCGGAGGCCGCCGAAGCGGAUGUCGCUGCGAAAUCGUCGCCGCCAGCGCCAGAAGCCAGCGCGCCGGCCGCCAGCGCGCCGGAGGCCGCCAGCGCGACAGACGAGAAGCCCCUCGAAUCCGAAACGCCCGUCGAGGCCGUGUCAUUGUGGAAGAUCGCCACCUCCAGUGAAGUCGACGCGUGGCGCGCCGCCGGCACUCUGACGGGCUCGGCGCUCGACGAAAAGGACGGCUUCGUGCACUGCGCGACGGCGGACCAGGCGCGCGUCGUCGCGGACUUGUAUUUUGCGGGGCAGUCGAAUUUAAAAUUGCUGCGCGUGAGCGUCGAGAGCCUUAAACAAAAGGACACGGCGUGGACGCGGGAGAGCGACGCUUCACUAAAGGGCCGGCCGGGCGUCGCCGUGCGGCUCGUGCCGGCUGAAGAUAUUAAAAAGUACCGGAACGGCAAGGACGUGCUCCACGACGGUUGUUUACAUCUGCACGCGGCGCCGCCGCUGCCCUGGAGCCUGGUCGACGAAUUUGAGUUGCCGCUCGUCGACGGGAAGCACGCGUUCCCGGCGCAAUGCGUCGCGACAGAAGGCCCGCGGGCGCAGGCGCUCGGGGGCUUCUCGAUCACGUACUGAGUCGACGGCGCUCCAUUUCUAAGUUUAGUUGUGUGU
This is a messenger RNA of Pelagomonas calceolata, 1400 nucleotides long. NCBI's taxonomy places the organism in Eukaryota, Pelagophyceae, Pelagomonadales, Pelagomonadaceae. The record is from the annotation of a GenBank genome assembly.